AUAAAAUUUGUAUUUGUUAAUUGUCUAACCACUUAAGAAACUGAAAUUGUUCUCGAAUUUCACGAAUAGGAUGCGAGUUUAAUUGUAAGGACUCAGAACUGAUAGAAUCCAGUCAAAGGCAUCUGACCGUUGAGCCUGGAAUUUAAAAAUUUGAAUUUCCCGGGAGUCCUUUUUACCUAACCAAAGCAAGCUUUUCUCAACCACAAGCCUUGAUCCUCCUAAAAAUAGUAGCCAAGUGUUGGGGUCCCAAUAAACCCCUUAUUCCAAUUGUUUUCCCCUUCUCUUCCCAAAAUUAGAUCUCAUCUUUCCUCUUCCCACCAAUUUUCUUCGGUUCUUUUACCAACUCUUUUGUUCCAUUUCCAAUUUCCAUUACAUUAUCCUUUCUUCUUUCUAUUUUUUUUGGUUCUUUUUGUAUUGAUUUCAUAUGUCCAGUUGUGUCGCGGUCAAAUUAUUCGCCGAUUCAAUGUCACCGUAUGUUUGCAUGUCGACCGAAGGAUUAUGCAGGAAAUAAUCCGCCGUAUCGAAUACGAACCUCGAACGCUUGCUUGCUUCCUUCUUCUCAAUCUCUUGAGUUGAGAUAGCAAGAGGGAAAGCACAAAAGAGGCCAUCGAAGUCUCAUACCUUGUUUAUCGAUCUUCGCUCGUCUUUGCAAUGGAGCAGUUCCGCCAGAUAGGGGAACUUCUUGGAAGCCUCAAUGCUCUCAUGGUGUUCAAAGACAACAUACAAAUCAAUCGCCGCCAAUGCCUCCUUUUGGUCGAAGCUUUCACCCUCGCAUUUGAAGGGAUUGCAGAGGAGAUGAAAUGGAACCUCAAGUUCAAUGAGAAGUCCAGCAAAUGGCAUUCCCUCGAGAGCCCCCUCAGAGAGCUACAUAGGAUCUUUAAGGAAGGCGAGCAAUACGUAAGACAAUGCAUAGAGACCAAGGACUGGUGGGCUAAAGCUCUCUCCCUCAAUCAAAGCACCGACUGCGUUGAUUUCCACCUGCACAAUUUGCUAUGGUGCGUUCCGGUGGUGCUCGAGGCCAUUGAGAAUGUGAGCGAGAUCUCGGGCUGCGACCAAGAAGCAAUUCACAAGAAGCGGGUCAUGUUGGCAAAGAAGUACGACAGAGAUUGGUUGGAUCCUCAGCUCUUCCAGCACAAGUUCGGAGAGCGAUAUUUAGUUUCCAAAGACAUGCGCAGCAAGCUCGACAGUGUUUGGAAAGAAGACCAGUGGAUUCUUUCGGAGAUUGUAACUGCAAAGCCUGAGAAUCAGCCUCUUGCCGAGGUUCUUUUAGCUCCAAAGGGGAAGGUACUACCUAGUUCAAUUCUCGUCGGAUCAAAGGAUUACCAAGUGAGGAGACGAUUAGGGAACGGCGGACACUAUAAGGAGAUCCAAUGGAUGGGGGAGAGCUUUGCUGUUAGACACUUAUUCGCUGACAUCGAACAGUUAAGACAUGAGAUAUCUCUUCUGUCUUCGAUAAGGCACCCUAAUCUGAUGCAUAUCAUGCACACGUUCUUCGACGAAGAGAGAAAAGAGUGCUUUCUUGUUAUGGAGCUCAUGAACAAAGAUCUUUCUAGCCAUAUCAAAGAGAUAUGCUCGGCUAAAAGACGCCUCCCCUUCCCGCUUCUCGUGGCAGUGGACAUUAUGCUGCAGAUUGCGAGAGGAAUGGAGUACCUCCACUCGAGAAAAAUCUAUCACGGAGAUUUGAACCCUUCAAAUGUUUUAGUGAAAUCAAGAACCACUACUUCCGACGGGUACUUGCACGUCAAGAUAACAGGUUUUGGGACUUCGGGUUCGAAGGAUAUAAGAGCACCAACAAAUCACACAACUGCUGCUGCUGCUGCUGCUGCUGCUACUGCUGCUAGUACAAGUCCAUGCAUAUGGUAUGCACCUGAAGUUCUGACAGAGCAAGAACAAUCCCCAGAUAACGGUGCGGCAAAAUACAGAGAGAAAGCAGACGUGUACAGCUUUGCGAUGAUUUGUUUCGAGCUUCUGACGGGAAAAGUGCCUUUCGAGGAUGAACACCUUCAAGGGGAUAAGACAAGCAGAAACAUUAGAGCAGGGGUGAGGCCCUUAUUCCCGUUUCCGUCUCCGAAGUACUUGACAAACCUAACGAAGAAGUGUUGGCAGGCAGAUCCUUCUCAGCGCCCGAGCUUCUCCGCAAUCUGCAGAGUCCUCCGUUACAUGAAACGGUUCUUGAUUCUGAACCCGGACCAUAACCAGCUUGAUUUACCGACCCCUACCGUGGACUACUUCGACCUCGAAACAAGUCUUUGUAAGAGGUUCGCAACGUGGGGGACGACAGAUGCUUUGAAGGUGUCCGAGAUCCCUUUUCAGCUGUUUGGUUAUCGAGUGACUGAGAGAGAGAGGGCUAGUUUGAACCUCAAGGAGAAGAGUUCCGAAUCGGGGAGUGAGGGGGCGUCGAUAUGCGGAGAGGAGAAUGGAUUCGGUCUGAAUAUCCACGAGGAUCCUUUCCCUUCUCCCGUCGGUUCUGCGAGGGCGCCGCCCCUUCAGGUCAACUGCGAAACUACCAAGAAAGCAACUACAAAGAAGACUGAUGCAAAAGCCAAAACUCCAAACGGACAUGCUCAGAAAGGAAGGGUGGUGAGACCACCGCAGCGAACGCUUUGCAGCCGCAGUUUGAGGAUCAACUCCGAAAGCCGGAUAAGGAUGAGCCAGGCUAUACGGAGGCUAUCCGGUCAUGCGUCGGAUUCGGAGUUGGCAUAGGGCUUCAUGAUUGCUGUUGUUUCAAUGAUGAUCAGAGAAAGAGAGUCCAUGUAAAAAUUGCUUGAGCAAUCAAUAGAGUGAUUGAUGUUUUUACAACAAAUUAAGCAUGACGAUCGAAGAACAAAACAAGUUUCGAUGUCGGUGAUGUAUCGCUGGAUCCACGGGAAGUCUUGAAGCAGGAAGUUUGAUUUAUGGCAGGCUGAGCAUGCAUAUUCUUGAAA
Messenger RNA from Ananas comosus (pineapple), 2924 nucleotides. RefSeq lists its product as uncharacterized. The transcript is spliced from 3 exons. Gene Ontology annotation, biological process: protein phosphorylation. NCBI's taxonomy places the organism in Eukaryota, Viridiplantae, Streptophyta, Magnoliopsida, Poales, Bromeliaceae. The coding region runs from base 652 to 2703 and encodes 683 amino acids. Gene Ontology annotation, molecular function: protein kinase activity; ATP binding. The record is from RefSeq and is a predicted model, not a curated record.